Triplophysa dalaica is the source of this 2182-nucleotide messenger RNA. It is a transcript of the gene ndufaf7, whose product is annotated as NADH:ubiquinone oxidoreductase complex assembly factor 7. Gene Ontology annotation, cellular component: mitochondrion. Bases 269 to 1570 code for a protein of 433 amino acids. The transcript has 11 exons. NCBI's taxonomy places the organism in Eukaryota, Metazoa, Chordata, Actinopteri, Cypriniformes, Nemacheilidae. The record is from RefSeq and is a predicted model, not a curated record. Gene Ontology annotation, molecular function: protein-arginine omega-N symmetric methyltransferase activity. Gene Ontology annotation, biological process: mitochondrial respiratory chain complex I assembly.
UCAGGCACGGAAAAGAGUACCCGACAAAGGAGUUUCCAGCCAAUAGAAUCGCUGUGGGGUCCUAACUAAGGCAACAAUUCUGUGUACAGGCGAAACUUCAUAUUAGAAGCUUGAAACGACUGUUUUACAACAAACCUUCAGAAAAAAUAGCAAUUGCGCAUUCAGGUUACACUCCUCCUGUCCAGCAGGUGGCAGUAAUGCACCGAUCGGCGUGUGACAUCAAACUAAAGUAACGCUACAACUAGAACGAUUCGACGAAGACAACAGCAUGAGGGCUUUGUCACUUUUGAAGAGGUACAUGUCAAACGUGCCAUGGCCCAUAUGGCAAAAGGGAUAUCGCUGGAGCUCCUCUGUACAGAAACUGGAGUCAAACAAAACCCUCCUGAAACAUCUUGCUUAUAAAAUCAAUGCCACGGGUCCUAUUUCAGUGGCUGAGUAUAUGAGGGAAGCCCUCACCAAUCCAGUUUCAGGCUAUUACACAAGGAAUGACAUGCUUGGACCAGACGGUGAUUUCAUUACAUCACCAGAGAUCAGUCAGAUUUUUGGUGAGCUGUUAGGUGUCUGGUGUGUCAGCGAGUGGAUGGCAGCUGGAAAACCCAGCGUGUUACAUUUAGUGGAACUUGGACCAGGCAGAGGCUCAUUGGCCGGUGACAUCCUGAGGGUGUUCACACAAUUGAAAUCUGUCCUAGGUGAGGCUGAGGUGUCCCUUCACCUGGUUGAGGUCAGCCCAAAAUUAAGUCAAGUUCAGGCGGAGCGUCUCACCAGAGAUCAGCAGCAGGAGUUUGAUGCUAAGGAAGAGCUGGUUUACCGCAGUGGCACCACACACACGGGUGUACCUGUAUGCUGGUAUCGCAGGAUUGAGGAUGUUCCGAAGGGUUUUAGUAUCUUCCUCGCUCAUGAGUUUUUUGAUGCUUUGCCUAUUUACAAGUUUCAGAAAACAGAAAAAGGCUGGCGAGAGGUCUUGGUUGAUGUUGAUGCUGAAAGUCCAGAUAAACUGAGAUUUGUGCUUUCUCCAAGUCCCACACUGGCCUCUGCCACAUUUGUACAGCUUGAUGAGAAAAGACAGCAUGUGGAGGUGUGUCCAGAGGGAGGAGUCACCAUUCAAAAUCUGGCCAACCGGAUUGCGGAGGACGGGGGCGCAGCCCUGAUCGCCGACUACGGACACGAUGGAAUAAAAACAGAUACAUUCAGAGGCUAUAAAGGGCAUCAGCUGCACAAUGUUUUGGAGGCACCAGGCUUGGCAGAUCUGACAGCAGAUGUGGAUUUCGGGUACUUGAGGAAGAUGGCAGGAGGUCAGGUGACCUGCUUGGGACCAAUCACACAACAAUCCUUCCUGAAGAAUAUGGGCAUUGAUACACGAAUGCAGGUCCUCCUGAGGAGCUGUCAUGACAAGGACACCCAAGCACAGCUCAUUCACAGCUAUGACUUUCUGACCAACCCUAAGAAAAUGGGACACAGGUUUCAGUUCUUCUCUGUGCUGGGUCGAGGCCGGCUGGCUCAGAGUAAAGGGCGUCAGAAGACUGGGACACCACCGCCCGUGGCGGGCUUUACUGAAUUGGACCAGCAGUGAUUGAGCUGAAGAGCUAGAUGAACGACUUGUUUUGUAUGAUAGAUGCAUCCCUGUGCUGGAAAUGUGCUUUGGAUUGGAUGAGUGUUUCAUUCAGGUCUGAAACAUACGGUUUGAUUGAAAUGUUUCCUGUAUUUAUUAAAGUAUCAAUUAAUGUAAACAUAGCAAAAUUUAUUUUUGCAAAAUAUGAAGUGUAAAUACAGUGUUGUGUUGGAAGCUUUCUUUGUUAUGUUUAUUUAGAAUAUUUGUGUGUGCGAUAUUAUAUAUAUAUAUAUAUAUAUAUAUAUAUAUUUAAAAUAUUGAAUGAAUGAGUUUAUGACAGAAUACAACAUACAUAAAACCUUGGAAAAAAUAAAAGACCAUUCGAAAUUUUCUUUUAUUCAGUAUUUCUAGAUGUAUUGUGGCCAGUCCAGUGUCUGUUGAAUAUCAACAAAAUCAAACCUCAGCGUGAGAAGUCUUUUUUACACCCAAAAAUAUUUUUGCACUUUUCCUGAAUUCAUGUACAAAUAGGACUGUUGAUCAAUGAAAAGUGAGUAUAAAAAUGUUUUCUGUGCAGUCUUUGACAUAUGAAAUGAUGACCUGUUCCUCAGAUUUUCUUUUUACAAAUAAAUGCAA